CAGGGAAAGAGGGGUGAAGGGGGGUGGAGUGUGUGGAGACAGCCGCUGCGGUGCAUUGUCAGGCUGAGCGCACGCAGGAGAGGGAGACAGAGAGAGAAUCCCCCAUUUUAGCUCAACAAUAUUACAGCAGUGCAGCGAUAUCUACAACAAUGGCAGUCUGGCACUCUCAGCAUUGUGCUAUCGAUCCAAGCAGUGGAAACCCAACACAUGCACACGCUCUCUGAUUUUUAUUUUAUUUAAGUCAUUAUUUUGCAUGUAGUUCUCAGAUGAAAUUGAGGGGGGGGGGGAGAAAAACUGCAGAAAUUCUCACUGAACACGCUCAGUGGUGCAGGCACACUGACUUACUAACCGGAUCUCUUCUAAGACACCGCACUGGAGACGGAGAGCACGAGUGAGGGAGAGGGCGAUCGAGCAAGCGCAAGAGGAGGGGAGAGGAACAGAGGGAGCACAGCAGAGUAAAAAGAGGAAAAAACAGAGGAGGAGGACGAAGAAGAAGCAGAGAGAAGGAGAGAGUCGCAGGAGGAAGGAGGAGGAGAAUGCUCGGCGUCUGGGCAACACUUCCACGCUUGUGUCCAGGGCCUUUGUGAAUACACCAUGGGAUGCAUCGGCUCCAGGAGACUGACGGCAGAUGGGGUGCCAGUCCAGAAGGAUGGGGAGCAACAUGGACGUUCAGAGUUUUCAUGGGAAGGAAUCAAUCUGUCCAUGGAGGACACCACAUCAAUCCUGCCUCGGCUCAAGAGGAACUCAAAUGCCUAUGGCAUCGGGGCUUUGGCUAAGUCUUCUCUGUCAGGUGUGUCAGGAGUCACCCGCACCAUGAAGGAAAGAGUAACGAAGCCCACAGCGAUGGCCCAGGGCCGUGUUGCUCACAUGAUUGAAUGGCAGAACUGGGGCAUGCAGACGGUUGGCGCAGGAGGACUCCCCCAGUCCCGCAUCAGCACCCAAGAGCGGGAAAAGGAGCGGCGGGCGGAGAACGACGCCUACAGCGACCUCAGCGACGGAGAAAAGGAGGCUCGGUUCGCUGCAGGCGUCCUGCAGCAGUUUGCAAUCUCGGAGGCGACGCUCUUGGCAUGGUCGUCGAUGGACGGGGAGAGCCCGCGUUCGGGUUCAAACCAGGGCAGCGUGGCUCACCUGAGCGAGGUCAACCAGGAGAGCAUCACCAGUCGAGAUCAGAUAUUACACCAGUCCUCGGCAGAGGUGUGGCCUCACACGUACGUCUCCCAGGGCCACUACUGCCUCUCGUCCUCCGACGCCUGGGAACCGACCAACAGCGACCCUUCGGGCGUGGCGUCUCCCCCGGCUGGCUCCUUCAUCAUGGGGACGGACGGCUACGACGGGCAGGCGGCGGCUCACUUCCUGUCCCAGCAGCAGCAGCAGCAGCAGCAGUACAACCUCCAGCAGCAGAGCCACUUCCAGCAGCUGCAGCAGCUCCAACAGAUCCAGCAGUACCAGCAACAGCAGCUCCUGCAGUAUCAGCAACAACAGGCUCUGGAGCACCGGCUGCACAGUGCCAACCACUCUCUGCAGGCGACACCCAACAGCACCAUCCACAGCCUGGUUCACCAAGUCCACCCUCCGCUGGUUGAUCUGUGGAACACGGGGCAGAUGGAAGCCUAUCAGGCGGAGGCCGGAGGCUACAUGGGCGUAGCGGCGGUGGUGGAGGCGGGGCUGUGUGUGCCGGCGGGGGAGGAGGUGGUGGGAACCGAGCACUCCCCGCUGCUGGAGCAGCAGGAGGAGGAACAGUUCAAGGAAGAAGACAUAACGCUGGCCCUGGACCAGGAGUCGGCCAUGUUGACUCCGCCAACGCAACAGGGAGAUGCCUCUGGAGGCAGUAGUCCGGGGCAACCGCCAGCUGAGCCAAUCACAGAGCGGAAGGCCUCUGAUGUCACCUCUGGUCUCAUCCAGAUGCUGGAGGAAAAGGAAGAGGAAGGUGAGGUAGAGGAGGCUGGGCCACCUGCCUCCAUGGCCGCCAACUGAGCUCCUGAUGGUUUAGACUCCUGAACACAAACUAACCUGGGAGUCGGCGAGGGACGAGCAACAUACAACUAUAUAUCUAUUAAUCCGUUCCUUUUCAGGUAUCAAAAACUUUUCGUUUUAAAGGUGAAUUCCUUAAAAUGACUCACAACCAGACAGGAGCUCACGCAACAAAGGACACCUCUGUCUUUGUAAGCCUUACACCCCGAAGGUUUGAAAAAUAGAGUUAAAACAGAGCAGAAGAGGAGAAGGAGGAGGAGGAGGAAGAGCAUUUCCAAAGGGGGGAAAGAAACCAGACUGUGAUGAAGAGGAGGGGAAUGGAAACAUGCAUGCUUUUUCUUUGAAGACCAACAACUCAAACCUGUCUUUGUCUUAUGAUGAAAAUAAAAAUCUAACUUACAUUAGCAUAAUAAGAGGAACAAUUUUUGUAAUAAAGCAAAAAAAACAAAUAGCCAAAAACAAAAAAAAAAAGAACAGCAAGCGAUGUAUAAGUGUGUGAUGAGAUCUCACAGGUUUCCUGAGGGAGAGCUGCUCUGUUUACAGCCCUGACUCAACACAUUCUUCAUUUCUUUCUCUUGGAUCAAACACGUGCACCCUAAUACUACAAAAAGCAACCCGAGCAAUUUCACAGAUGCAUUAAAGAGUCUCAGCAUUUCGGUGAAAUGCAGUUUAACUCGUCUGAAACCCAUUCUCCUGCGACUUUGUGGCACAACCCGGGGGCGAGCCUGCUCUGCUGACUGCACACACCCAACCCUGCACAGAUAAGGAUUGUACUGUAAGAUAGCGAGCUUCCUACUCUGUCUCUCUGUAUGCAUGUCCUUCAGAGUACCACAGAGUACCUGUAACUCUACAGCACUGUAAAAGACUUUGCACUGAACAGUUCUAAUCCCAGGCGGGAGUUCCCCGACGGAGACGGCUGCGUACGCGACUUUAGUUGGGUUUUUCGUCGUUGUGAAAUAUGUUUUUUUUUGUUUUUUUUGUUUUUUUUGCACUAAAGCAAUCCAGCAGAUCAGAGUUUGCCUUUGGACUGUUUGCUCGUUCCCCGCUCUGACAAACCAAAACCACCGGAGCCGCUUCACGAUGCAGGAACACUCAGCUGCUUUGUUUUUCACACAGAUCCUGACACACAGAGGAUGUUGACCACUAUUCUGAAUGUACUGGACGACUGUGGGGGGGAGGGCUGGUCGCCGCUGGGUCACUCAGAGCCACUCCGUACACACGGACAUGGGAAUAUCUAAAUUGUAACCAGCAAUACGCAGAGGAAACACUGGCCUUCCAAAAACAUAAAAAAGACACAGAAAAGACCAGUCCAGCCCUGUCGUUAAGAUGUAAAUAUGGUAUGUAGUAAUUGCCUCUCAGUCACAGUCACGGCUGUUCUUUUGCAAUAUGAUUUCUUUAUUUUUCUAUGCCUCUUGGGUCCCAAUUUAUUUUUUGGGGGGGGGACUGUGCUCAAAGCUUGCUCUGUUUUUGUUUCGUUGGUUUUGUUUACUGCUGCACAAUUAAACAUGAAAUGGACCGAGCAAUCGAUCAGACUGGAAACCAGUUGGUUGAGCUUAAUCAGGUAACAGAACUGAAGACUGGAGGUGAAACAAGACUGGUGUCUUCCUGCUCAUCGUUACUACUGUGAAGCAGCUGCCUGGGAGUGUGUUAGUGAUGUGUGAGGAGAAAUUUUUUUUUCUUUAUUUUCUUCAGUGAUUUAGUUUUUUUUUUUUAGUUUUUUUUUUUUUGCAAUUAAGAAAGUGUAUGUUUUCCCAGCAGGAGUGGGAGCCAAACAGCAGCGGCGAACUCUCUGCUCGCAUCUUUUUACCGUCUGGGAAACACCUUCUCUCACUUUGAGGACUGUGCAAGACACUUUGAAGACAAAAUCUGCAGUUUAUUGACUUUUAUUGACUUGAAUGAAUUUAUUUAUUGAGUGCUUCUUUAUGCAAUGUCGAGGGACAAUAUUUAUUUUUCUACUGCCUUGUUGAGAUCCCUUCCAGUAUAAGUUAGGAUAGGUGUCAGGGCUGUAACGCAGACGUGUUUUGUUCUGGUUUUGAGACUGAUAGGUUGGCAGCUCCUAGCGUGAAAUAACUGAACACUGCCUUGCAAAACUAUUUAUGACCCUUGACGUUUUUCACAGUUUACAUCACUUUUGAGAGUUUUAGUGGGGUUUUAUGUCAAAGAUGCAUAAUUAGUGAUGUGGAACAAAAACAGAAAAUGAAUUUCACAAACUUUGAACAUACUGGAAGCUGAAAGGCGUAGCAAGCAGUUGCUACACUUACGUUCUGUCUUUAGAUUCGCAAAGCUGGAAGAGACAAAUCCUGGUAAAUUUGGUGCUGCAAUUGAAGCAAAAAAUGGUUCUACAAAGCAUCCCUCUCUUCCUCUCUGUCCGUUCAUGCCACGCUUUUAAGUGCAUCAUGUUCAACCACGCACUAGUUUGAGUUUAUUUAUUCCAUAAAAUAAAAAGAAAACCCACACUGACGUGGGUGCCGAAUACUUUUGCAAGGCCUCGUAAACUGAAACCUAGUUUAAAAAGCUGCAAGAACGUCUUAAGAAAACUCAAACCCACUAACAGAACGUCUUUUACGCCGUGACGCACAUUCAUUUAUUUAUUGAACAAUUACUUGGUAGGGAGAAACACCUUGAUGCUGUACAGAGGCUGUUACUUCAUGUAGAUAACUCAUUUAGGAGCAGUAUCUUUUUUUAUUUUAGUUUAAGGCAUAAUAAAGUUGAAGGGUUGAUGCUUUUGUUUGAGAUGAAAGCCUCACAGCUUAGUUGGGCUUGACUGUUUGCUUUUUAAAACAGAUAUUUCAUAGCGGAAGACACUGAUUCUCUUUGAGUUUUGUUGCUUUUUCCCCUUUUUUUAAAAUAAUAAUAAUAAAAAAAACCUUUGUUGAUCUCGAUGAAUGAAUAAAGAGAUAACAUGAAACCAAAUAUACUUCUGUGGAUGUUAAAGGUUUACCGAUCAUGUCUUUGUUAUUAACUUCAUUUGGUUUCCUCCUGUUUUUGUGUGAUCGCCACUGCCGUCUCUGAGGAGUUUCAGUAACUUUUCUGCAGGCAGGAUGGUCAAAUAUCUGCCUCCGACCCUCUGCCUUUCUCCCUCUCUUCCUCUCUGUCCGUUCUGUAUACUUGUAUCCGUGUGUAUGUCUGUAUGUGUACAGUUAAAAAAAAAAAAGAGAAAAAUGUCUGCUGUCUUUCCGGAAAAAUUCACUGCCUGGAACAAUAAACUUUUCACAUCAGUCCAAGAGGGUCUUGAAGCCCUCGAUGCAUAAAAUUUGGAGUUGUGUGGCGAGAACGGCUGUAUUAAAACGAAAAACAAAAAAAAACCCCACGCUGUAUAAAAUCUGAUGGCUUCUGUAAAACGUCUGCAUAAAACUGGAUUUGUCUUAAACGAGGCAGUGUGACUGAUAACACACCUAUGCAUGCUUGUAGGACGGUUCUCACAGGUUGGCUCUUCCGUGUGGUUUCCCCUCUCUCUUCUGUCCCUGGCUCUCUCUUUCUCUCCCCCUGCACGACGCAGCCUCCUUCACCUUCUCCGUCUCUUCUACCCGUCUCCUUUUAUUUUCCUCCUGGUGGAGAAAGAGCAAAUAAACAGACCAAACAAAU
This is a messenger RNA of Poecilia reticulata (guppy), 5556 nucleotides long. RefSeq names its product family with sequence similarity 131 member Bb (gene fam131bb). The record is from RefSeq and is a predicted model, not a curated record. NCBI's taxonomy places the organism in Eukaryota, Metazoa, Chordata, Actinopteri, Cyprinodontiformes, Poeciliidae.